GCCUCCGCUUCCGGCCGGCGGGACGCGGUGCAGAGUCAGCUGGGGGCGGCGGGGCGCGCACCGGCACCGGCACCGGCACCAGGAUUCGGCCUUGCCUCCGGACAGAGCCAGCACCGCCGGCGCCAUGGGCAACAUCUUUGGGAACCUGCUGAAGAGCCUCAUAGGGAAGAAGGAGAUGAGGAUCCUCAUGGUGGGGCUGGACGCCGCCGGCAAGACCACCAUCCUCUACAAGCUGAAGCUGGGCGAGAUCGUCACCACCAUCCCCACCAUAGGCUUCAACGUGGAGACGGUGGAGUACAAGAACAUCAGCUUCACCGUGUGGGACGUGGGCGGGCAGGACAAGAUCCGGCCCCUCUGGCGGCAUUACUUCCAAAACACCCAGGGGCUGAUCUUCGUGGUGGACAGCAACGACCGGGAGCGGGUGAACGAGGCGCGUGAGGAGCUCAUGCGGAUGCUGGCGGAGGACGAGCUGCGGGACGCUGUGCUCCUGGUUUUCGCCAACAAGCAGGACCUGCCCAACGCCAUGAACGCGGCGGAGAUCACGGACAAGCUGGGGCUGCACUCCCUGCGCCACCGCAACUGGUACAUCCAGGCGACGUGUGCCACCAGCGGCGACGGGCUCUACGAGGGCCUCGACUGGCUCGCCAACCAGCUCAAGAACAAGAAGUGAGCGGCGGCGGGCGCCGGCCCCCCCGCGCCCCCCCCGCGCCCGGCCGCCCCCUCCCCGCCCCGGCCGCGGGUGUUUUGCUUUCUUCUGGCACCGGUUGCUGUGGGGUUUCGCCUCUUUCUCCGGGGUCUUCACGGUCCCCCUCGGAUCUCGUGUGUGCGUGCGUGGAAAUAUAGCUCUAUAUAAAGUCUAUGGGGGCCGGGGGCAGAGCCCCCCCCCGGGGGGGGCCCUCGGUGGGGCUGUGCCGGGGUGCCCGUCCCCGGCUCCUCUCUCUGCCGCGGACCAAACGCGGGGGGCGGUGGUGGUGGUGGGGGGGAGCAGCGGGGCCGCGGGGCCAUUUGGGACCACAUCUCCCCCACCCCCAGCCCGUCCCUGGGGUCUCCCUGUCCCUUCCCCCCCUCCCCAUGUCACUUCGAGGCAGGUCUCCUCCCCAGCGGCGCACCCGGCACCCCUCCGCGCCCCCCCGUGCCAGCAUAGUGAUUGUAACGUCCCCUGCCCCGGACGGACGGACGGGCGGACGCCCCAUUUCCCCCCCCCUCCCCGGCACUGUAUUUAUACCCCGGUCUGUGCUUGGUGUGACGUGUCGCUGCGGCUCUGCCCCGUCUCGGGGACGUGUGUACUCGCCUCCCCCUCCCCGCGCCUGAGAUGGUGGGUGACGCCCGGCCCCGGCCCCCCCCUUGGAUAUUAAACAUGUUUUAUGUA
This is a messenger RNA of Rhea pennata, 1369 nucleotides long. RefSeq names its product ADP ribosylation factor 3 (gene ARF3). Gene Ontology annotation, molecular function: GTP binding; GTPase activity. Gene Ontology annotation, cellular component: cytoplasm; plasma membrane. The record is from RefSeq and is a predicted model, not a curated record. NCBI's taxonomy places the organism in Eukaryota, Metazoa, Chordata, Aves, Rheiformes, Rheidae. The coding region runs from base 125 to 670 and encodes 181 amino acids. Gene Ontology annotation, biological process: intracellular protein transport; vesicle-mediated transport. The transcript is spliced from 5 exons.